Molecule: messenger RNA, 4897 nt
Organism: Hemibagrus wyckioides
Lineage: Eukaryota; Metazoa; Chordata; Actinopteri; Siluriformes; Bagridae
Gene: ptpn9b
Product: protein tyrosine phosphatase non-receptor type 9b
Exons: 13
Coding region: 80-2251 (723 amino acids)
Biological process (GO): protein dephosphorylation
Molecular function (GO): protein tyrosine phosphatase activity
Source: RefSeq, a predicted model, not a curated record
GCGUUCAUUCCACCGCACUCGAGGGCGGCGCGUUCACGACACUCGAGGGCGCGCCCGUAAACGUUGCUCAGGCUUCAAGAUGGCGGAAGCCCUGACAACCCAAGAAGAGGUGGCGGUGGAGGAGUUCCUGGCUGAGUUAAGAUGUCGGGAACAGUCACAGAACGCCACCCUCGUCAGUCAGAUCACCGCCGUCAAGUUUCUCAUGGCACGGAAGUUUGACGUCUCACGAGCCAUAGAUCUCUUCCAGGCUUACAAGAAUACUAGAAUAAAGGAAGGGAUCUACAAUAUUAACCCAAACGAAGAACCUUUGAGGACUGAGUUACUGAGUGGCAAAUUUACAGUCCUGCCAGGGCGUGACGCUAAGGGUGCAGCCUUGGCACUCUUCACUGCCCGUCUCCACCGCCCUGACGUCACUACCCAUAAGGCUGUUCUUCAAGCCAUCAUCUAUCAACUGGACAAAGCCAUAGAGAGCAUUCAGACACAAAGAGAUGGUCUUAUAUUCAUCUACGACAUGACCAACUCCACCUACAGCAACUUCGACUACGAGCUCUGUGUCAAAAUUUUAAACCUGCUCAAAGGAGCGUUUCCUGCCAGGUUAAAGUGCGUGUUCAUCGUGUCGUCGCCACUCUGGUUUCGAGCGCCGUUUGCUGUGCUGCGUCUUUUCGUGCGAGAGAAACUCAGAGAGAGAGUGUGUACAGUAAAAGCUCAUGAACUGGCCAAUCACAUCCCAGUCAGCUCGCUCCCGGAGCACCUGGGGGGCUCAUCACAGUACAGCCACAUGGCCUGGAUCCAGUCAUGUGUUAAUUCCACCCUGAACAACUCCACUGAUGGUAACACAGACUGUUUGGACGGCCUGCUGCACUCCUACUGCCAGGAUCAAAACCAGACGGCCAACGCCAACCCGGGUGCCACGUUGCUUGGGAACAACCUUGACGACGGCAACGCUAAUCCUCAGAACCACCGGCACACUCAUUGGAAUGGCCUAACACCACUGGGCUCAAAUGCCAACAUCGCCAACGGUCGUCAGGCUCCACCCCCUCAAUCAGAUACACCCCCAGACACGCCCCUACACCACAAACAUAACACGGAUUCAAUGUCAGCGUCAACGGGAGGCAUGAACGACUGCCGACGAGAUGGCAACGGCGCUGAGCAGGAAGCUGACUUUCUUGGUGAGGAAGCGGAAGCCCGAGACGGAGUUCCGCCCCUUCCUCAGAAGUCGUCGAGGCCAACACCCCUGUCACGUAGCCCAGCCCACGAGACAAGUUGGCCACUUGGAACGGCAUCGAUACAUACAGCUGAGCCCGGGGGGAUGACUGUGCAGGAGCUGGUACAGCACGUCAAAACCAAGAAGAAGAAAGGCAUCUACCAGGAGUACGAGGAGAUCCGGAAAGAGCUGCCUGCUGGAGCAUUUGAUUACUCAAAGAGACCAGCUAAUCAGGUCAAAAACCGCUACAGUGACGUGCUCUGCUUGGACGAGUCCCGUGUCCGACUUUGCCCACUCAAUGACGACGACGACGAGACUUCAGACUACAUUAACGCAAGCUUCAUGGACGGCUACAAGAUGAAGAAUGCGUACAUUGCCACUCAGGGGCCUUUGCCAAAAACAUAUGGUGACUUUUGGCGAAUGGUUUGGGAGCAAGUGGUGUUAAUCAUCGUCAUGACAACAAGAGUUGUGGAGCGAGGCCGAGUGAAGUGCGGACAGUACUGGCCCCUGGAAGCCGGCCGCACAGAGGAGUAUGGGUACUUCCUGGUGAGAAACGUCCACAUUGAGAUGUUUCAGGAUUUUAAACUGUCGCAUCUGGAGCUGUAUAACAGUCAGACCGGCGAGUGUAGAGAGGUGUCUCAUUAUCUCUACAUGAGCUGGCCGGAUUUUGGGGUUCCAAAAUCUGCAUCGGCCAUGUUGGAUUUCCGGGCCGAGGUGAAGCAAAGGCAAGAGCUGGCGCUGCGAACGAUAUUUCCCGAUUGGACGGGACCUCCCGGGGGUCCUCCCAUAGUCGUACACUGCAGUGCUGGAAUUGGAAGGACAGGUACAUUCUGCACGCUGGACAUUUGUCUCUCGCGUCUUGAGGACAUUGCCACGGUGGAUGUGAAGCAGACGGUGCGGCGCAUGCGCACCCAGCGCGCCUUCAGCAUUCAGACGUGGGACCAGUAUUACUUCUGCUACCGAGCCGUGAUCGAGUACGCACAGCAAACCGGACGCCUCGCACCCGUCGAGUGGUCCGACACAGAGCUGGAGACGGACAGCGAGUGACCGAGAGCGAGGGAGGGAGUAAGAAUCGAGGUGCCAAAAGAAUAAAAAGAGAUCUCAUGCUCUUUUUUUUUUCAUCCAGAAGGCACAUGUCUGCAGGUGAAGCACCACUUUCCUGCUCGGCUUUUUUGUCCCCUCGCUGGGAAGAAGGAAGAAAAAGCAGGAAGGAGUAAAAGAAAAGGAAGUGGAGGAGAGGAGAGGAUUUUCUUCUCGCAGCCUGCCACUUUGCAAUCCCCUUCAGCGAGUCGUGGCUUGGUGUACGAGUUGUAGCAGUUUAUAAAAUGACUUGCACACAGUUGAAUGAGAAACUCGAACUAAUACCCAGCUUGCCCCCUUCCCCCCCCCCCUCCUUUUUCUCAGUCCACAUGUGAGAAAUAUUCUGAUAUCAGUGUCGUGCAGCUCGGGGUUUGUGUCACACUUGUGAAAGUGUUCAAACUUGAAUUGUUUUGUUUUUUUUCUCUCUCUCCAUCAUAGCGAGGUUUGCGCGCAAACCGGUUGCCGCAAACCCAUCUCUAUAUUCUCUUUAUCGUCAUUCUUACGUUCAUCGUAAACUAACCUUCAAACCAAAGGUAACGCGUCGAGUGCUUGGAUGUAUCUGUAAUUCAUUGUGACUUAAAAACCUUGUAUAGUCUUGUAAGAUACAUUUAUAUAUUGUGCAUAAUAACCUUUUUUUGGGGGGGGCGGGGAGAAAGUCUUGUUUUAAUAUAAUACUCGAUGUUAUUCAGAAAUCUAUAUAUAAAUGAAUCUAUGUAUAAAUAUAUGUUGGGGUAGAACAAUAAGAUGAAGAGAGAUCACAGAAGAGGAAAAAAUAACAAUAUCACGCUACUUCCAGUCCUGCAUCCUAUUUUCACCCCUUUUCUUUUCUCUAGUCGAUGACUAUCAAUCGAUCGGCCUUAAAUCCAGGGCUCGUGACCAGGAAGUUUUUUUUUUUUUAAACAGGUUCUCUCGGGUUAACCCCGAAUCUCGGGUCGAUACGGAAGGGGCAGUAUGAGUGUAUUCCCCAGAAAGGUCUAAAAUGGAAGUUUCGUCAGUUCAGGAUGUGAAAUGUGUGGACAUCAGCCCAUACCCCCCCAAAAAAGAAAAGAAUUAGAACCCCUUUAAGUGAUAUUGUUUCGGAUGAGGGGGCGUGGCUUGUUUUCCGGGGGCCAAAAGCAGCUAGCCAGUCCUUUUUAAAAAUGACAGAUGACACGUUUCUCGCUUGUGAAUUUAUUAUUUCGUCCUUGCGAAAUAGUGGCCUUUAAACUUCGCAUCACUGCCUGUAUUAAAAAAAAGAAAAAAGAAAAAAAGUAAUAACGUAAUUCGACUCUUAUUUCCGCUCGUCUCCUCCUCCCUCAACCGCUGCCUCGUCUCAGUCCCGGAUCUCAGUGGAAGUUGACUGACACUUCUUUAACCACCUGCCCCGUGUCAGUGGUGCUGUGUGUGUGUGUGCGCGAGGUGCAGGCAGAUUGGGACGGAGCCAGCGGCGGUGCAGUGUGAAGUCCCGGGUGAAGCGAAUCCUCGGGGUUUAUUUGUGCCUUCAAGCUUUCAGUAGCGCAAAAGCGAAAUCCCGUUCCGAGAGCAGAAAGCUGCGUCUUGCGUCUGUACGAGGAUUAUUAUAUCGGAUCAUCUCAGGGGUAUAUUUGCUGUCGUCCUGGUGUCAAUAUAUUAUUUUUUUUUUUUCUCGCUUUGUUUUGGCAGUUCAUCAUUUUAAAAAUGAUGCAUAGCAAUUUCUUUGUAUCAUACCAUAGCCUGUAUUAUAGUCUGUUUUGUUUUUGUUUUUUUUGUAAUGUGUCUGUACAACUUCAGCAGUAUUUGAAGUUUGGAGUGUCGGUACGGCCGAGGACGGAAACGUAAAAAAGGUUUUUGAUUUGAUAAGCUAAAAAAAAAAAAGAAAGGAAAAUUCGACUGACUUUGAUUUCAUGCCACUUCUGGACCCACGUUACUUGCUGCUGUGCUUUUUGGGAGUUUCGUGUUUAAAGAAGAAUGUUCCAUCAACAGCAGUGUUGAUGUCUUUUACCCAGAAUGUCUGUUGCUUUACUGUUUUUUUUUUUUUUUUUUCCCUCCCAAUAAUCAGAGCGCAGGAAUUAAGGGUUGUACACAAAACCCUGCUCAUUUGUAUUGGUAUAUAGUUAUAAUAACGACCAUUUGUUAUAGUAUUCGUUAUGCUGGCUUCUUUACUCAGAAGAGGCUGUGUUCCAAUAACGCUUCCUUAACACCCCCUUGUCCACUUCACCCUAGUGGCAAUCCUUUCAUUCCGUCUUUCAUCCUUUUUUUUAAGAAAAAAAAAAAAAAAAUACAGCGUGUUUAUAUAUAACGCGUUUAGAAUGAUCCUGUCAUCACUUAUACUAUAGCAGCUAUAAACAUUCACAAGCCACUCAUUUGUAGUUUAUAGAUGACAGAUGUUAUAACUAAAGGCUUUCCCGUGUCGGAAAACUUACUGACUGUUACAAAGCCCCGACACUGGAGACUCCUUCCAGACAUUUAACCCAGUUACUAAAGUAACAAGAGCACCUUCAGUGCUACAGAACAUGAAUCAACACUUUCUGACCAAUCAGAAGCGAGGAUUGCAGCAGCACCGUGGUGUGAAACGUUCGUUUGUUACGAGAAGUCGACUAGGGCGUGUUAAAAGCUGUUUUGGAACACACAAAAAAAGAAAAAGAAAAAGUGAAA